Molecule: messenger RNA, 282 nt
Organism: Lottia gigantea (owl limpet)
Lineage: Eukaryota; Metazoa; Mollusca; Gastropoda; Lottiidae
Exons: 1
Coding region: 1-282 (93 amino acids)
Source: RefSeq, a predicted model, not a curated record
AUGUUCAUUAAUAAAAUUGUACUUUAUUCAGUUUGUAUAUUAUCAAAAAAUAAAGUUUGUACCAAAUUACAUUAUUCAGCUUGUACUUUAUUCAACAUGUACAUUAUUCAGUUUGUGCAUUAUUCAGAAUGUACAUUAAUCAAAAAUAAAGUUUGUACCAAAUUACAUAAUUCAGCUUGUACUUAUUCAACAUGUACAUUAUUCAUUUUGUACAUUAUUCAGUUUGUACAUUAUUCAGUUUGUACAUUAUUCAGUUUGUGCAUUAUUCAGAAUGUACAUUAA